AUGAACGGCGAAGACCCGCCCGAGCGGCCCGAGUACAUCACCAACAUCAUCAAUGGCCUCGAGCGCUACAACCCCGAGGCGGUCGGCUCCCUCGAGGGAUACCUGACGGAGCAAUGCGAGCAGAAGACGUGCGAUAUGAACGCCAACCGGACGCUGCUGAAGCUGUACCAGCUGAACCCCGACCGGACAAAGGACGAGGUCGUCACCAACAUCCUCGUCAAGGCCAUGACGCUGUUCCCCUCGGCGCAGUUCUCCCUCGCCCUGCACCUCAUCAACCCGUCCGCGGCCGCGACCGGCGAGCUGCACGAGGCCCUGACCAAGCUGCGCGCGCUCAACUCGCAGCUCGAGGGCGCGCAGUACGCGCAGUUCUGGGCGACGGUCGACGGCGACGACCUGUGCGCCGACCUCAUCGCCGACAUCUCGGGCUUCGAGGACAUGAUCCGGCACCGCAUCGCGCAGCUCGUCUCGCAGGCCUUCCGUGAGAUCAAGCUCUCGCACCUCGAGUCGUGGCUGGGCCUCGGCGAGGACGCCACCAAGAAGUUCGUCAUGGAGGUCUGCGGCUGGGGCGUCGACGGCGACGGCAACAUCAAGAUCCCGUCGAACCCGGACAACGAGGCCAAGAAGGCCGAGAUUCGCGAGGACGUCAACGUCGACCAGUUUGCGCGCGUGAUUCGGCGGUCCUGGGAGGAGACGGUAUGA
Messenger RNA from Purpureocillium lilacinum, 699 nucleotides. RefSeq lists its product as uncharacterized. The record is from RefSeq and is a predicted model, not a curated record. Gene Ontology annotation, cellular component: eukaryotic translation initiation factor 3 complex; cytoplasm. Gene Ontology annotation, molecular function: ribosome binding; translation initiation factor activity. Lineage: Eukaryota; Fungi; Ascomycota; Sordariomycetes; Hypocreales; Ophiocordycipitaceae. Gene Ontology annotation, biological process: regulation of translational initiation.